Messenger RNA from Gryllus bimaculatus (two-spotted cricket), 578 nucleotides. The record is from the annotation of a GenBank genome assembly. NCBI's taxonomy places the organism in Eukaryota, Metazoa, Arthropoda, Insecta, Orthoptera, Gryllidae.
GCUUGUGGAAUAAGUUGUAGUGAGAAAUAGCUUACCCAAGAAAGUAGAUAGCACUGAAAUUGACAGGUAAAUUAUUUGGGAUUCUUACACAAUGAAGAAAUUGCAUCUUUUGCUGCAUUGAUGUUUAAAAGUGUGUUUUUUCCACAAUGACAGUUUGUUAUUAAAUUAUAAAUAGCAGCACUAUCCUUAAUAUCAUUGGAACAUGAACAUCAGAGGAAACUAAUAUGACAAAGCACAAUAAAGAAGUGGUUUAUACCAAAAGAAAAGAUGGAGCAAAACUAAAUGAUGAGUGUCUUUACUUGAAACUUCUGCUUACUAGUGGGGUUGUCCAUAAAUUACGUAAUGCUAAAGGUGUGGACAGGGACUUUGAGGAAGCAUUAUGCUUUGUUGUAUGGGAUAGGGGCAAGUCGUCCUUUUCGGAGUGCUGUGGUGAAGAUGAGAGCGGGGCUUGCGACGUGGAUGGGGCGGGGAAGUUCUUCGGGGCCACUGGCGCGUCCUUCAUCACCGGGGAAGGGGUCGGCGUGGCGAUCUCAGCCUCCACUUCCGCCGCGAGCAACAUGUCUUCUUCCAGUCUGUGA